AGUAAAGUACAGAUACCCCCAACAACUACUUAUGUAGUACUUUAAAGUAUUUUUACUUAAGUACGUUACACCACUGCAAGAGACCUGUAAUCUAUUGCCUUUAACUUCCAGACCGCAUGUUGGCGCUAUUGCACACUCAAAAGAUAACCUAAACCGGAAGUAAGAAGCCAAAGAGAGUUUGACAGUUUAUUUACCAUUAUAUUUAACUUCAAAACAUUGUAACGUUAGCAGAGAUAUUUAUAAAAAACAAUACAGUACUUUUUGAUUAAAUAUUCUCAGUUGUUGGUAUUUCCCAGCCGGCUACAUCCAACGAGACGCAAGGGUACAACCAACAACAUUGGCAGUCAUCAUUCUAAAUUCAAACUUAACUAGCUUUCUAGCUAACAGUUAGCUAGCUAGCUCAGGGAUUGAUUCACAAUGGACGUGGACUCUGAAGACCUGUCCAGCCUGUCUCCAUCCUGCUCCACUGAACCCCAACUCACGGUGUUCCCGGGUCCUGACAGGAACCAUGAUGGCCAGGAGGACAGUAACCACCAUGGUGCCCAGGAGGACAGUAACCAUGGUCACCAGGAGGACAGUAACCAUGGUGAUCAGAAAGACACACCACAGGGUCAGGAGAGAGUUACUGUGAGUCUGGACGUCAACAGUGAAACACCAACAUUUAAUAUCAUAGUCAAAGAGGAAGAAGACUGGGAACUAGAUAAUACAGGAGAGAGUCCCAGCCAUCACUCUGCAGGCGAGGAGAAGCCCUCUACACCAGGAGAACCUGAACAACACCAGAUGAUACGCAGAACAAGGCAGAAAAAGACCCACCCAUGCCCAGAUUGUGGGAGACACUGCCAAACAUCUGCACUACAAAUACACAUGAGAACCCACACAGGAGAGAAGCCUUACACUUGCCUUGUGUGUGAGAAAACAUUCACUAUUAGACAAGCUUUGAAAACACACCAGCGAACACACACAGGAGAGAAGCCUUAUACCUGCUCUGAGUGUGGGAAGGGCUUCACUCAUCAAUGUAGUUUGAGAUACCACCACCAGAAGAAACAUUCUGAACAGAUUAAAACAGACCCCGAUGACAAGAUUGGCUGCUGCUGUGGACAAGAGUUCUCCUCAAAGAAGGUUCUGGAGGUUCACUUGAAGACAGACACUGGAGACAAGCCAUACUCCUGCUGUGUGUGUAAGAAGACCUUCACUCAUAAAGCGUUACUGAAAGUCCACCAGCGAUCCCACACAGGAGAGAAGCCUUACUCUUGCUCUCUGUGCGAGAAGAGUUUUACUCAAAAAGGAAAUCUGACAACACACGAGAAGUCGCACGCUGGAGAGAAGCAUCCUUGCUCAGUCUGUGGAAAGAGCUUCACUCAGAAAGGCUAUCUGAAGAUUCAUCAGCGGCUUCACUGUUCUGAAGGGGAGAAGAGUCCCUCUGCAUCAAGAGAACUUGAACGCCGACAGAGGAGAGCUAAGGCGACUCACAGAUGCCCAGACUGUGGGAAGGAGUUCCCUCAAACAUAUUACCUGGAGAGACACAUGAGAACACACACAGGAGAGAGGCCUUACCAGUGCUCUGUGUGUGGGAUGAGUUUCACGCAGAAAGGAAAUUUAAAAACGCAUCAGAAAGUGCACACAGGAGAUUAUCCCAGUUCCUGGUCCGCUGGUGAGGAGAGUCCCUCUACAUCGGGAGAACCUGAACAACACCAGGAGAACCACACAGCCAUCAAAUCUCACAGCUGCCUAGUAUGUGGCGAGGAAUACUCAGACGUCCCAGAAUUACACAACCACAUGAGAUCUCAUUCAGGAGAAAAGCGUCUCAUCUGCCCUGUGUGUGGCAAGACUUACCCCAGAGAAUUUGACCUCAAAGUCCACCUCAGAACACACACAGGAGAGAAACCCCACGAGUGCACCGAAUGCGGGAAGAGCUUCGUCCGUAAGCAAGGGCUCCAUCAGCACCAGCGGACCCAUGACGCCAAGCCCAUCGGACCGACCCGCCAGUUAGGCAGACCUAAGCAGUCAGCCACCAUGGACAGGCCAAAGCACUUAGCCAGGGCUCAGAUGUCCAAGAAAGUACCUAAGGUGGAGAGUGAUAUGGAGAUGCAGGACUGGCAGUACUGGGACAAUUAACCACGACUUUGUCUUUUAGUAGGUAGAGUUCUUGUUCUUGCUGAAGCUGUGUCUGUGUGUGUUGUCGCCAUCUCUGAUCAGUGUAAGAUAAUCAUGCUAACUCUCACUCAUCUCAUCAAGCAACAUAUUUUGAUCACCAAAAAGGAAGCAUUUUUUUUGUCCUUUUUUUUGGUAAAUGUUUAUUUUCAUUAUUAUUUAACUUCCUCGAUGCUGUGAUGGUGCCAAUAAAUCCACAGUGACUUGUAGCCCACUUGUGAAAUGUUUCUCACUGAUAAUAACCAUGUCAUGACUAAUAAAUGAGCAUUUGGAGAGAAACUGCUUUUCUCUGG
This is a messenger RNA of Coregonus clupeaformis (lake whitefish), 2444 nucleotides long. RefSeq names its product oocyte zinc finger protein XlCOF6. Lineage: Eukaryota; Metazoa; Chordata; Actinopteri; Salmoniformes; Salmonidae. Gene Ontology annotation, molecular function: DNA-binding transcription factor activity, RNA polymerase II-specific; RNA polymerase II transcription regulatory region sequence-specific DNA binding. The record is from RefSeq and is a predicted model, not a curated record. Gene Ontology annotation, cellular component: nucleus. The transcript has 4 exons. Bases 418 to 2115 code for a protein of 565 amino acids. Gene Ontology annotation, biological process: regulation of transcription by RNA polymerase II.